Molecule: messenger RNA, 1694 nt
Organism: Rana temporaria (common frog)
Lineage: Eukaryota; Metazoa; Chordata; Amphibia; Anura; Ranidae
Gene: MLST8
Product: MTOR associated protein, LST8 homolog
Exons: 9
Coding region: 18-1124 (368 amino acids)
Biological process (GO): regulation of actin cytoskeleton organization; TOR signaling
Cellular component (GO): TORC1 complex; TORC2 complex
Molecular function (GO): protein binding
Source: RefSeq, a predicted model, not a curated record
GGUUGGACUACAACAAAAUGGCGGCCCCUGUGCAGGCGGCUGUGUGCUCUAGUGACGGAGACGCUAUGAUGAUGUCAUUGGAUGCGACGUGUUGUUGCGAGGCCAGCUGGAGAGGAAGACAACACUGCAAGAGAGGAAACAUGAUGAACUCCUCUCAGGGCACGGUGGGUAGUGACCCCGUCAUCCUUGCCACAGCCGGAUAUGACCACACUGUACGAUUUUGGCAAGCCCACAGUGGCAUCUGUACCCGCACAGUGCAGCAUCAAGACUCUCAGGUGAAUUCUCUGGAGGUGACCCCCGACCGGAGCAUGAUAGCGGCUGCAGGUUAUCAGCACAUCCGCAUGUAUGAUCUCAACUCCAACAACCCGAAUCCUGUUAUCAACUAUGACGGCGUCAGCAAGAACAUCACAUCGGUGGGUUUCCAUGAAGACGGACGCUGGAUGUACACAGGAGGAGAGGACUGCAUGGCCCGGAUCUGGGACCUGAGGUCCCGCAACCUUCAGUGCCAGCGAAUUUUCCAGGUGAACGCUCCAAUCAACUGCGUUUUCCUCCAUCCCAAUCAGGCUGAACUCAUUGUUGGAGAUCAGAGCGGUGCCAUCCACAUCUGGGACUUGAAAACUGACCAGAAUGAACAGCUGAUUCCUGAGGCCGACGCGGCUGUGAACGCCGUCCAUAUUGACCCCGAUGCCAGUUACAUGGCUGCCGUCAAUGGCUCAGGAAACUGCUUUGUUUGGAAUUUGACAGGAGGCCUCGGAGAAGACCUGACACAACUUAUCCCCAAAACCAAAAUCCCGGCUCACAAGCGAUGUGCGCUGCGAUGUAAAUUCAGCCCAGACUCCACACUCCUGGCCACAUGCUCAGCUGAUCAGACCUGCAAGAUCUGGAGGACCUCUAACUUCUCACUGAUGACAGAGCUGAGUAUAAAGAGUAAUAACCCCGGAGAGACAUCAAGAGGCUGGAUGUGGGACUGUGCCUUUUCUGGGGACUCCCAGUACAUUGUUACAGCAUCGUCCGAUAACCUGGCUCGGCUGUGGUGUGUAGAGACCGGCGAGAUCAAGAGAGAAUACAGCGGGCACCAGAAAGCGGUGGUCUGUCUAGCAUUUAAUGACAGUGUGUUGGGUUGACCCAAACUGAUCUCAUGAGCCCCUUGGCACAAGGUUCGGCUUUCAAUCCACCCUGCUGGGUUACAGUCAGCCAAAGACAGAGACUUUUAUUCUGAAGUGGAGAAAAAUGUCAGCACUCCAGUUGGGGAAGAUGGGGCCCCAGUUGAACAGUUGGAUCUUUUGAAAUGAUAACUCGGCAGCCUGAUUGAGUUAGAGUGUCAGUCAGGAGGGGCAUGUGUUAUAAUCUAGAUCGUUGCUCUAAAAUGGUUAUAAUAAUGCAGUCUUAUCUCCUAGGGAUCAGCCUGUUUGUUCAUCUUAAUUCUCUCCCUGUCAGAGCAAGAAUGUCAGGCUUAAAGCGUCCUUGGGGGCUGACUUAUCUCCCACCUGAGCUCAUGGCUGGUGACACUUUAGCCCCGCCGUACAAACGGGUAGAACGUCGAAACAUUUACCGGUUCCAAAAAAAAAAAACGCCAACAUUCUGCCCAUGUGCAUGCUGGAAAACCAGUAGCUGGCUGACCCCCGAGCAACGCUCUUUGCCAAUGGCAGAGAGCACUGAUCGGACUGUUUUGGUGGGGGGGCUGUCCCCCUGUC